AUGUCCCGUCCCUCUCGUUCUGGCCUUCCCUCUGGCCCCGGGCCACGCUCUCGUUCAGCAGUCAGAAACAGAUAUGAUGAUGAUGGCGACCGUAGCCAAGCGCCCUCCCAGUCGCGUCGCCAAGUUCGCCCGCAAAAGUCCCUGAAUUCUAUGCGAUCCGAAUCCCAACCGCCGCCACCCAUGCCCUCCCGCUCUCGCCCUUCUUUUGAUACUCGGCCAUCAGACUCGAACAGAAGUAGCGACUCAACUGCGUCGUCCAACUCUUCUUUUCUGGACCGAAUGCGAGGCUAUGCUUCAUCCCGGACAAGUCUCGAUGACGAGCCACCCCCAAAGCCAUCUGCUCGGUCCAUGCGGAGCCGGCCAUCAAGGGCAGAGACACCUCCACCAGUAGAAGAUGAUGAUGAUAACGAGCCACCUCCACAGGGAGAUGGCUUCACAUUGUGGAGCAAAGUUGCUUCAGCAGCAAGCUCGCUGACAGUCAAUGUGGGCAAAGCUUGGACAUCCAACGUUACCACAUUCUCCGGCGAAGAAACCCCGCCUGGACAAGAGUCACGUCUGACAAGGGCCAUGAAGGCGUACCAUAUUGAGAAAGCUCGGGAUCCGUCUGAUUUACCGGGGUGGCUGUUCGACGAAAAGGAACGGAGAAGACCAGCCCCGGCGUCGAGUCGCUCUUCUUCAAGACAUGACGAAGUUGGAGAAGACGAUAGACGACCCACUCGCGCCGAACCCCUUUCGUCACGUGGUCUUCGCGAUAUAGCAGCUGCCUCUUCGAAAACAUAUGACCGAUCAACUCGCGCUGGGCGUAGCUAUGCCGAUGACACUCCACAACCCUCUCGAGCUACAGAUCGUCUCAAGGCACUUCGAGACGCCAAACGCAGUGCUGUGAACCCUAAUGUUAUGCAGGAGGAGGAAAGGGCCAAGGAAACGCCCAGAGUAGAGCCAGAAGUCCCUCGAAGGAGGGUUGGUUUACCUUCGGGCCCAAUAUCGCGUCGUUGA
Molecule: messenger RNA, 996 nt
Organism: Mycena indigotica
Lineage: Eukaryota; Fungi; Basidiomycota; Agaricomycetes; Agaricales; Mycenaceae
Exons: 3
Coding region: 1-996 (331 amino acids)
Source: RefSeq, a predicted model, not a curated record